UUUAUUAUCGCUGCCUCCUGUGGUAACCCAAGGGAGGAGGGCAGCAGGGUGCAGGGUUUCAGUGGGGCUCACUCGGUCUUACUGUAAAUAUGAUCCGUGUAGCUUCCGUACAUCGGGGUCAAACCGUCUGAUUCCAGGGCUCCGAUCCUCCGGAUGGUGUCUUCUCCCCGCGACGCGACAGGAGACAGCGGCAUCCUCACCGCCUUUUGCGUCUCGUUUCCCGAGGAGGUGAAGGUGUCAUCUCAGCCCCUGAAGCCGCUAUGAGGCGAAUAACGGGGAAGAAUAAGGAUGAAACUUUGAUCGAGCUGCAGAGCGCCGCAGACUCACAGACUGCAGAUGGUCCCGCCACGUUGACCGCGUUCAGGAUAAACCUACACUCAGAUGAAACCAGUGGAAAUGGCAUCAACUCUUCAUCUGAAAGAGCUCCACUGCCUGGACACACGGAGACGGACAAACUCCAACCGAACAAAGACACCGUGUUCUUCAGGGACGGCGUGCGCAGGAUCGACUUCGUGUUGUCUUACGUGGACGACAAAGAUGGAGAAAAGAAGCAGGAAAGGAGGAGGGCGUUUGAGGCCAACCUUGAGAAAGCGGGACUGGAGCUGGAGACGGAGGACAAAGUGGACUCCAAAGAUCAGAAGACGUAUUUCUUAAAGCUCCACGCUCCGUGGGACGUGCUCGCCGCCUACGCCGACGUCCUGAAGAUUAAAGUUCCCUUCAAGGAGAGCGACAUCCCCCACGGUCAGGACGUCCCGCUGGAGUGGCUCACUCACCCGUUCCGCCUCCCGGACAACAUCACGCGCCCUCAGCCCGACUACUUCACGUACCCCUUCGACAAGGCCAAGACAGACUUCUUCCUCAUCAGCGACAAGGACACGUUCUUCCCCCCGUCCACCAGAAACAGAAUAGUGUUCUACAUCCUGGCUCGGUGUCCCUACUACAACGAGGGACGGAAAGACAGAGACAAGACGGGAAUCAAGCGUCUGCUCAGUAACGGGACGUACACGGCCGCCUUCCCCCUCCACGAUUGUCGAUACUGGAAACGAGCGAGAAACGCUGAGUGUGAGAGCGAACGCUUCAACCUGUACAGACACUGGGCCAGAUUUCUGUGCUUUUACAAAGUGCAGCCUCUGAACCUCAUCAGGAAGUACUACGGGGAGAAGAUUGGGAUCUACUUCGCGUGGCUGGGCUUCUACACGGAGAUGCUGUUCUUCGCCGCGGUCAUGGGGCUCAUAUGUUUCACCUACGGAGUCCUCAGCUAUGACGACAACAUAUCCAGCAAAGAGAUUUGUGACCCUGAUAUUGGAGGAAACAUCAUGAUGUGUCCUCUGUGUGAUAAAAAGUGUCCUUUUUGGAAGCUCAACUCCACGUGUCUCUCGUCCUGGCAAUCCCAUCUGUUUGAUAAUGAGGGCACGGUAUUCUUUGCCAUAUUUAUGGGGAUCUGGGUGACUCUGUUCUUGGAGUUCUGGAAGAGGCGUCAGGCCCGGCUGGAGUACGAGUGGGACCUGGUGGACUUCGAGGAGGAGCAGCAGCAGCUUCAGAUCCGCCCGGAGUUUGAGAUCAGAUGCACGAACCGGAGGCUGAACAAGAUCACGCAGGAAAUGGAACCGUAUCUCCCCGUCACCAGCAAGUGUGCUCGCUUCUGCCUGUCCGGAGCCACGGUUUUAUUCUGGAUUUCUCUGAUCCUGGCCUGUGUCAUCGGGGUCAUAGCGUACAGGCUGGCCGUGUACGCAGCCUUCGCGAGCAUCAUUAAAGACCCCAUGAGGAAGAUCCAGGUGGUGGGCAGGUUCAUCACUCCACAGCUGGCCACCUCCGUCACCGCCUCCUGCCUCAACUUCGUCAUCAUCAUGAUCCUCAACUACUUCUACGAGCAGGUGGCCGUGUGGAUCACUGACAUGGAAAUCCCCAAAACGCACCUGGAGUACGAGAACAGGCUGACCAUGAAGAUGUUCCUGUUCCAGUUCGUCAACUGCUACUCGUCCUGUUUUUACGUGGCCUUCUUCAAAGGCAAGUUCGUGGGUUCUCCCGAGAAGUACUCGUACAUGUUUGGGAAAUGGACGGAGAUGAGGAACGAGGAGUGUGACCCCGGAGGAUGUCUGAUAGAGCUGACCACUCAGCUGGUCAUCGUCAUGGUCGGGAAACAGCUGUGGGGAAAUAUUCAGGAAGCUCUGCUGCCAUUGAUACGCAACUGGUGGAGCAGCAGGAGAGGACGCCACAACCCCGAGAACCACUACAGCCGCUGGGAGCAGGACCACGUCCUGCAGAACUUCAGCCAGCUGGGUUUGUUCUACGAGUACCUGGAGAUGGUGAUCCAGUUUGGCUUCAUCACUCUGUUCGUGGCCUCCUUCCCCCUGGCCCCCCUCCUGGCCCUUUGCAACAACAUCCUAGAAAUCAGGGUGGACGCCUGGAAGUUCACCACCCAGUUCAGACGCCCGGUGGCGUCCAAGGCCCGAAACAUCGGAGCGUGGCAGGAGAUUCUCAACGCAGUGGCCAUUUUGUCCGUUGUUACCAACGCGUUCAUCAUGGCGUUCACCUCGGACAUGAUCCCCCGGAUGGUGUAUCUGUACGCGUACAGUAAAGAGAACAGCAUGAGAGGCUACGUCAACAACAGCCUGUCCAUAUACAACGUCUCAGAGAUAAGUCCUAAGAACAUGCCGGAGGACGACUGGUUUGACAACAGCACCUCCACCUGCAGAUACCGGGAUUAUCGUCACCCCCCCGACCACAUCAACAAGUACACACACACCAUGCAGUUCUGGCACAUCCUAGCAGCCAAAAUGGCCUUCAUUAUUAUCAUGGAACACGUGGUGUUCGUGGUGAAGUUCUUCGUGGCGUGGAUGAUCCCGGACGUCCCGUCGGACGUGAAGGCGCGGAUUAAACGGGAACGCUACCUGAUCCAAGAGUACCUGCAUAAAUACGAGGUGGAGAAGCUGAAAAUGCAGCUGAGCGCCAGCUUCAUCACGGAGCCGCCGUCGGAAACGUCCCUGAGCAUGGACAAGCAUGAAGUGUUGUCCGAGUGCCUGUAGCCGCCGCCUCGUACCUUCAGUAACCAAACCUCACAGGAAACAUCCGUUCUGUAUUUAAAGGGCUCCUGUCUCUGAGGAUAAACACACUGUUUCUUUGUUAUUAUUAUUGUUUUUUUUUUGUACAGACGUUAACUCCUAUAUUAGGAUCUUUAAAGUGGCGUCAGAGAAAAUCCAGUCCAACGUUACAUUUUGUUUAAGAGUCAUCUUCUUUAGUGAGACACUGCUGUGCCAUAAAAAGAGUUUUUCUUCUGGAAAACAACGCUUCCCUCUGUCCUGUCUCCAGACCGUCUGUUUGUCCUGGACGAAAUAACCUCUGUACGUGCUGAUAGAGCUGUGAUGUUGAGCAUAAAGUUUGAUGGUCUGUCCUGUAAAGAGAUGAAUGCGGUGCAUGUUGUUCUAACGUGAAUUCAAGAUUUAGAAAAGAAGACGCCAGUGGUGGUUGUAAAUUUAUAUAAUUAAAAUAUGAAGGUAGAAAACAGAUGUUUAAAUAAAUGAGAUGGAACGCAGAUGUUUAACAGGAGUAAUGAAGUUCUACAUCGGGGCGACUACAGUGUCAGUCUGGUCAUGUGACCGUGUGUCAUGUUUAGGGAAAACUCUUAAAAAUAAAGAAAUGUGCAUUAAAAACCCGAGUACCUCCAACCUGCUGCAGUGACGCUGUAACAAUCAGCAGCUGCAUAAGUCAUUACAACGAGAAAACUUCUAGAAAUAACGCGAAACUUUCCUGAAAUAACGAGUUAGUGUCUAUUAACCUAAUGAGAAACUUCCUAAAGGCUCGAAGCCUAAAAUGAUGACGACAUGUUUUAAAAUAAUUAGACUCUUUCGCUUAUUAUCUCAAAAAGAAUUAAACUUUCCAAAGUCAGUUAUUAUAAGGAGAAAGUUUCCUUAAAUAAUGAGUUAAAUAUUUCAAAAUUAAAGACUGAGAUACUUUCUCAAACUGAUUUAAUAGUUAGUGAUUUACAUUAUUUAUUCACACUAACUAUAAGUCAUUAUAAUGAGAAGUAAUGUGAAACUUUCCUGAAAUCAUGAGUUAGUAUUUUAACCUAAUUACUAACUUUCAAAAUGAUGAAACACUAAUAAAACUCCAGUAACGGCAUGGAAAAAUAAUAAUAAUAAUAAUAAUAAUAAUAAUAAUAAUGGUUAGACACUUGAUUAUUAGAAAUUAACAAAAUUAUCAUAUAUUUAAAAAUCUUAAAAAUGACUUAACAUCUCAAAUAAGUUUGCUUUUUUAAUAUCAACAACAAAAGUUUCUGUAACUUUCUUGAAACCAGUUAAUGUUUAACAGAUACAAGAGAAUAACAGACUUAGUAUAUUAUAAAAAAAAAAAGAGUUUGUAAGUCAUUAUAAUAUGAAAAUGACAGAAGUUUCAUCUACAAACUAGACACUUUCUCAAAAAGUUUGUAACUUAAAACUUAAAAUAAAGUCCUGAAUGUUUUUACAUUAUUUGUAGAUGCUCUGUUUAUAAUUAUCAGGAAGUCAUAGCAAUGAGAAAGUUUAAACAUUUCACAUGAUUUAAAAGUCAGUGGAAUGAGAAACUUCUUUUGGAAUAAUAAAAUAAUAACGUACCUUAACUUUUUCAAACUUCAAACUAAUGAGAAAGUGUCUUAUAACAGAGUGUAAUCGAUAACGUGCUGAAACUAACCAACCGCUUUGUUAAACUAACUCAUUAUUCUCAGAUUUGUUUUGUUUCUAACUCGUUUAUUUGAGAACGUUUCUCCUUCUAAGGAUUUUAUUUUCACACGUACGUAAAAGAGUCUCUGUCUACUGCCGACCUGCUCUGGGACCAAUUCAUGCUACGACCUUUUACAGAAGAGAAGAACGCGUUUGAACCGUAUUUGGUAUUUUCCUCUUUGAGAUGACUCCGGUGACUGUAGGGAUGAACGUCAGUAAAGACUGAUACAAAGAAUAUGAGAGUCGGUUUAAACGUGCAAUUAAUAUAUUGUUGUGUUUCUGCUCUGUAGUCUGAAGCUUUUCUGUUUAGAGUUCGUCUUUAAUCCUCUUUUCUGCUCUUUCAGUUCUUCAACCAGAUUUACAUUAUAGGGCUGGACAAGUUCAAAAAAUGUUCUGUACAUGACAAUAUCCCUACAGAUGUAUAAGUUUUUUUGUUUUUUUUUAAUCUCCUGUUCUUAAUAUUCAUCUAAAUCUCCGUGUUUCUACCAAAACCUCGUUGGGAUUCACACCAUAAGAGAUGCAGUUCUUACUCCAUCUACCAGCCUGGCUCCUUCCGAUCUCAGGAUUAAUAAAAACCACCUCCUGUUUGUCGAUGACUUGUUGCAGACGCCUGACAGCAUUUUUUCAAACGUGACGCCGGAAGGUGCACGACGUCGCCCUCCCACAAACGAAUGCCUUAAACGUGUGUUUACUCGUUUCUUUUUGUAUGAUUUUGUAAAGACGUUUCCUAACUGAAUCUGUUGAACAUCGUUUGUCGCCGCUGCUGCUGCUGCCGCUGCCGUUCCUGUCGUCGUUUUGUGCACGAAAUGUCGCCGUGUAAAUAUUUUAGUCCUGUUCUGAAUUCUCUGUACUCAUCUGAGCAGGAACUGAAUAAAUCGGUCAAUAACCACAAUAAACUGGCGAAAGUUCUGUUUGA
Molecule: messenger RNA, 5610 nt
Organism: Mugil cephalus (flathead mullet)
Lineage: Eukaryota; Metazoa; Chordata; Actinopteri; Mugiliformes; Mugilidae
Gene: ano5b
Product: anoctamin 5b
Exons: 21
Coding region: 261-3026 (921 amino acids)
Biological process (GO): chloride transmembrane transport
Cellular component (GO): plasma membrane
Molecular function (GO): chloride channel activity; protein dimerization activity
Source: RefSeq, a predicted model, not a curated record